Molecule: messenger RNA, 2129 nt
Organism: Aspergillus ibericus CBS 121593
Lineage: Eukaryota; Fungi; Ascomycota; Eurotiomycetes; Eurotiales; Aspergillaceae
Product: putative C6 transcription factor
Exons: 4
Coding region: 25-2100 (691 amino acids)
Biological process (GO): positive regulation of transcription from RNA polymerase II promoter by galactose; DNA-templated transcription
Cellular component (GO): nucleus
Molecular function (GO): RNA polymerase II cis-regulatory region sequence-specific DNA binding; DNA-binding transcription factor activity, RNA polymerase II-specific; zinc ion binding
Source: RefSeq, a predicted model, not a curated record
CACUUCCACUACAUUUCAUCCACCAUGAGCACUGAUCCAGACCCAUGGACUAAUACCCUCGAACACGACGAAACAAAUCCCCUCACAAAUACCAUUACCCGAAAUGAUCCCGACGCCGAUGCCCUGGAUGCAGCACGACCCCGCAAACGGAGAAGGAAAUAUAUCGCGAAGGCUUGUAAUGAAUGCAAACGCCGCAAAAUCAAAUGUAACGGGCAGUCGCCGUGUCAGCGAUGCGGACGGCAGCGGGUGGAAUGUGUGUAUGAGAGUCCGCCGCGGAGUGAGGGGGGUGAGAAUCAAGAAUCCAUGGACCGUCUCCUCGGCCAAAUGUCCGCCAUGCAGGAGCAAAUCACCGCUCUGACGUCGGCUGUACAUGCCCUAAGUCAGAAUAACAUUUCCAUGUCCUCGGCCCGAUCAGAGGCCGUAUUCCGCCGCCGAUCAUCCAUGAAAGAGAAAGAAAAGACCAAAGAAGUCGUCUUUCAAGGCCCCACGACAUCAGCGUUUAGUUUAGAUCUCGCCAAAUCGAAUCUGCAGCGCCGUGGGAUCGUUGAGAAUGGCGACCCUGAUGCAGGGGAAGAUGGCGACUUAACCCGUCCCGCGUCGCCGGUGCCCUCGCGGCACCCCGGAGAUCCGUUAUGGACGAUUAGCAAGACCGAAGCGCUACGGUUGUGUCGCGUGUAUGAGGAGGAGAUGGGGAUCAUGUAUCCCGUGUUGGAUCUGCAGGUGUCGUUGCAGCAGGUGGAGUGGUUGUAUGGCGGGGAGGCGUGGCCGCGGGUGCGAGGGGGGGAGGGGGAGGGGGAGGGGCUCGAUGGGGACGAUGUGCAUAUUCUGCGUCUGGUGUUUGCGUGUGCGUUGACGGCCGAAGCAGCGGGGAGUAGUGCUCUCGCGAUGGGGUUGUUUGAGAGUGUGCGUGAGGUGGCGGAUAAUUGUGUGUGGGGGGUGGCUGAAAUUAAGAAUAUUAUCUUUUUGACGUUGGUGGCUAUCUUCUACUUCCAAAUCGACGAGGAAACCCUCGCGUGGCGCACCAUCGGCAUCGUCGAGCGCAUGUGUCUGGAGAAGGGCCUUCAUCGACGGGAGACUCUGAAUCAGCCGUCCAUUGCCAAAUUCGGCAAAGAUCGUGUCCUGCGUCUGUUCUGGUCCAUCUACAUUCUUGACAUCCGAUGGAGCUUCGGCACCGGCAUGCCCUUUUCCCUCGAAGACACCGACAUCGAUCCGUGGCUGCCCGAGCCGGAGGAAAAAACGCCCUAUCUACGGGUCAUGAUCCGGUACAGUCGGAUCGCAGCUAAAGUAUGGAAGUUCAUUUCGGCCUUCAACAACACCAACGAGAUCAAAAAAGAGGAAAUGAACUAUCUCGACUGGCAGGUUCAGCGCUGGACAGCAGAUAUUCCACCCGUGCUGCGCCUCGAUUCGUCACCUGUCGAGCUGCAAGAUCAAGCGCCCCGGAGUCUACGUCGAUUGCGCGCGCUGUUAUACCUCCGGGCGAACCAGCUACGCAUGCUCAUCCAUCGCCCGGUGCUGCACUCGGCGGCGCAUAUAGCGCGAUACCCGGCGGAAUCGCAGACGGUGGUGGAGCUAGCGAAGGGUUCGAUCCGGUUUAUUACGCGGUUGAAUGAGACCACGGAUAUUUACCGUCUGCAGCAGGUCACCUUUAACUGGUUCUUGGUGUCGGCUGUCGCGGUGGUGUUUCUGGCUGUGACGCAGGCCCCGAGUCAAUUCAGCACCCAGUGCAAAGAGGAGUUCUAUAUGGCCUUGGAACUGGUCAAAGGGUUCUCAACCAAGUCAUACAUCUCACUGCGUCUGUGGAAGUCCAUUCGCAGUCUACGCAAACUGGGCCCGCAGCUAAUGCAUCGCGAGCCAGAGCGAGAGUGGGAAUCGCGAGAAAUACCCAGGACAGUGGAGAUAGCACCCAGCCAGUCCACCGGCACGCAAGAACAGUCACCACUCGACGGAGCACAGAUGACGCGCGAGCUCAUGGAAUGGUUCGAAGCCGUGGGAAACUUAGAAACGCAAAUCAUGGGCAUGGCGCCACAGGGGUUCGACGAGGGAUGGCAGCGGUAUGAUUACGGAGAGGAAUUAUCAAGUGUAAUGAAGGAUUGUUUUUAGUGCAGCACACCCAGCUAUCACUGCAAUAC